UCAAGAAAUAUCUCUUAUCGCUUUCCUUUCUCUCUCUAGAGUCCCAGAAGCUAACCGCAACUUUCUAGCUGUAAGGAAUGGCUCCAAAGGCAGAAAAGAAGCCGGCCGAGAAGAAGCCUGCGGAAGAGAAGAAAACGGUGGCGGAGAAAGCCCCUGCGGAGAAGAAGCCGAAGGCCGGAAAGAAGCUACCGAAAGAGGGUGGCGCGGCGGCCGGAGACAAGAAAAAGAAGAGGUCGAAGAAGAGUACCGAGACGUAUAAGAUCUACAUCUUUAAGGUCUUGAAGCAGGUCCAUCCAGACAUCGGUAUUUCCAGCAAGGCAAUGGGUAUCAUGAACUCCUUUAUCAACGAUAUUUUCGAGAAGCUUGCACAGGAAGCUUCGAGGCUAGCGAGGUACAACAAGAAACCGACAAUUACUUCGAGGGAGAUUCAGACGGCUGUGAGAUUGGUGUUGCCUGGAGAGUUAGCUAAGCACGCCGUGUCUGAGGGGACUAAGGCGGUGACCAAGUUUACUAGCUCUUGAAGCGGUGGCGGUGAACAGGGGAUCCCUUUGGUGUGUUAGUGAAUUAGGAUUUCUUGUGUGUAGUGUUAGGCUUUAGGUAGUAUAUGACAUAUUUUUCUAUUUCUAGUGUAUUAUUAAAUUUAAUAUUUGGGUUUGUAAUCCAAGCUUGGAUCUGCUUGAUAUGAGUAUUUAUAUGGUUGGAUUCAAAAUGCAGAAUUGCUUAAUUGUGUUUAA
Molecule: messenger RNA, 734 nt
Organism: Manihot esculenta (cassava)
Lineage: Eukaryota; Viridiplantae; Streptophyta; Magnoliopsida; Malpighiales; Euphorbiaceae
Product: histone H2B
Exons: 1
Coding region: 78-521 (147 amino acids)
Biological process (GO): nucleosome assembly
Cellular component (GO): nucleosome
Molecular function (GO): DNA binding; structural constituent of chromatin; protein heterodimerization activity
Source: RefSeq, a predicted model, not a curated record